UCUGAUCCACUAAAAUUGUAAAACACCGAAAUAAAAUUAGGGUUUCACCAUUUUUCAUCAAACUUCAGAGUGAUAGAGAGGCUUUUCGACGAGUGCGGCUAAAACUAGGGUUUUUCAUUUUCCUCUGCGAAACUCUCAACUUCCACCAUGGCUGAACAGACUGAGAAGGCUUAUUUGAAGCAACCAAAAGUGUUUCUAAGCUCGAAGAAAUCUGGAAAGGGAAAGAGACCUGGAAAAGGUGGAAAUCGCUUCUGGAAAUCCAUUGGUCUUUCAUUCAAGACUCCCAGAGAUGCCAUUGAAGGAACCUACAUUGACAAGAAGUGCCCCUUCACCGGCAAUGUUUCCAUCAGGGGCCGUAUUUUAUCUGGAACCUGUCACAGUGCUAAGAUGAACAGGACUAUUAUUGUUAGAAGGAAUUAUCUUCACUUUAUUAAGAAGUAUCAGAGAUAUGAGAAGAGGCAUUCUAACAUUCCUGCUCAUGUAUCACCUUGCUUCCGUGUUAAGGAAGGAGACCAUGUAAUCAUUGGCCAAUGCAGGCCUCUCUCCAAGACUGUGAGGUUCAACGUCUUGAAAGUGAUCCCAGCUGGAUCAUCGAGUGGUGCUGGAAAGAAGGCAUUUACUGGAAUUUAAGAUGUGUUGAAAGUAAUUCUGAUUUCUGUAUGCUGACUUAUAUGAAGACCAGUUCAAUUUUGUUUUGUUUUUGAAUUUAAGCCCUAUCAUCAUUUGAUAAAAGUUGAAGGAUUUUGAUUAUUGGUUAUUUAAUAGUAGUAGCAUUUUAUAUUGAA
Molecule: messenger RNA, 785 nt
Organism: Trifolium pratense (red clover)
Lineage: Eukaryota; Viridiplantae; Streptophyta; Magnoliopsida; Fabales; Fabaceae
Product: 40S ribosomal protein S11
Exons: 6
Coding region: 148-630 (160 amino acids)
Biological process (GO): translation
Cellular component (GO): ribosome; cytosolic small ribosomal subunit
Molecular function (GO): structural constituent of ribosome
Source: RefSeq, a predicted model, not a curated record